Messenger RNA from Trichophyton verrucosum HKI 0517, 1488 nucleotides. Its product is annotated as CCCH zinc finger DNA binding protein. Lineage: Eukaryota; Fungi; Ascomycota; Eurotiomycetes; Onygenales; Arthrodermataceae. The transcript has 2 exons. The record is from RefSeq and is a predicted model, not a curated record. Bases 1 to 1488 code for a protein of 495 amino acids.
AUGGCUCCUGUAUCCGCCCAAGCUCAGGAGUUCUUCAACCGGUACGAGCAAUUGAAGGCUAUCGAACAGACCAAAAAUCUUUUGAUAGAGGUUAGUAUUAUUUUUUCUCGAAUCCUAGCCAAAAAAUUGCCCAAUUCCUCCAUCAAUUCUGUAUAUUAUGUUGUAAAUUCUAAUUCAGCUGUCUUGCAGGAUCUACUUAGUAGAAUUACGGAGCUUGAAGAUGCUUAUCAGCGAGAGCGGUUAGAUCAUGACAGAGAAACCAGAUUUAAUCGCGAAGUGCAGAUGCAUGAAAUGGAGCUUAUGGAACAGUUGACGAGGUUUAAAACUGCUAUGGUAUACCUCUCCGUAAGCCUAUGUGUUUUAAAUCCAAAGCUAAUAGAUCGUUCUCAAAAGGACCAAGAACCCUUUGUAAUUGCACUUCUAGAUGGAGAUGGCAUGAUAUUCCGAGACUCUUUAGUUCAGCAAGGAGAAAAAGGAGGAAAAGACGCCGCGAAUCAACUCUGGUUAGCUAUACGUGACUAUACAUCUGAGACCUUCACCAAUAUUCAUUCGCCGAAGAUCGUUGCGAGAAUAUAUGCGAAUGUACGAGGUUUAGGGGAAACUCUCUUUAAAGCUGGGAUUAUUGAUAAACCUUCUGUCUUUGAGGACUUCGUUCGUGGAUUUAACGGAGGCAGAUUGCUCUUCGAUUUUGUCGACGUUGGGAGCGGUAAGGAUAGAGCAGAUGAUAAACUUGCAGAACUCACAAGAAGAAUAACUCUCUUGGAGGGAUUCCCUUUUGAGAGAGAGCUUGCCUCACUCAUAAGCUCGUAUAGAGUGACGAAGUUUGAGACCUUAUUCCGGGAAUCAAAAAUAACUCCCUUAUCAAAUCAUACUUGGGAAAACGCCGUCACCUCAACUUCAUAUUCAUCAUCAAAUAUUGGACACCCCAAUCCUCGGGCCGUGAGCAGAACUCCCUCGAACUCUAACGGAACAGCGGCCACCACUUCUGCUGCCUCGGCUACUUCGGGCAGCAGCAGUACCACGCCAGCAACGUGGGCAUCUACCAUUGCAGCCAGUGCAAGUACAACAUUCAAAGAUUUAACACCAUCCAAACCAAGUACCCCGUCUCCACCAGUUAUUGAGCGCAACAAGUAUGGACAAAGAGUCGAUCGGAUAGAUUUUAAGGCCGCGCCCAAAGACGAAUUAAAUCGUGUGAAGAAGUUGAAGUUAUGCAACUUAUUUUUUCUUCUAGGCGACUGUCCCAACCCAAAUUGCUAUCAUACCCAUGACUAUAAGCUUGGAAAACAGGAGCGAAUGGUGUUGCAGGUAGUGGCUAGAAUGACACCCUGCCAUUUCGGUACCGAAUGUGACGAUGCUACUUGUAUUUACGGUCACCGCUGUCCUCUCAGCGAGGCUGGAAAGAAAGAUUGCUACUGGGGAUCAAAUUGCCGAUUUGAUGCUGACGCCCAUGGAAUUGAUACCAAUAUUGUUAAGCUUACCAAAGUUUGA